Truncatella angustata is the source of this 4521-nucleotide messenger RNA. RefSeq names its product mediator complex subunit 13 C-terminal-domain-containing protein. Gene Ontology annotation, molecular function: transcription coregulator activity. The transcript is spliced from 2 exons. Bases 1 to 4521 code for a protein of 1506 amino acids. The record is from RefSeq and is a predicted model, not a curated record. NCBI's taxonomy places the organism in Eukaryota, Fungi, Ascomycota, Sordariomycetes, Amphisphaeriales, Sporocadaceae. Gene Ontology annotation, cellular component: mediator complex. Gene Ontology annotation, biological process: regulation of transcription by RNA polymerase II.
AUGGAUACUGCUGAUUACGAAACUAAUGCUCUAGUGGUUAAUAACAUCUCUUCCAUUGCUUACGCCUUCUACGAACUCAAUUCGCCGCCCGCCGACUUCCUCGGACACGGAGCCCUUGACUUGGAAGGCACCCUGCGGAAAGAUGGUUACCUGGCGCAUAUAGAUACCGCCCGGCGCGGCAUCUGGUGCUUUCACUUGCGUAGGAGAGAUGCACACCAGCAACAAGAGGCCAGAGGCUUCGCCAAGUCGAUCGAGUCUUAUGGAUACAGCCUCUCAAUGGUCGAGGAAGGCACAUAUGAGCCCUCUGCACUCCUCAAGAACAAAGGCAGCGCAGGACUGAAUGCAGCCAACACCCCAAGCAGCUCUUCUUCGAGCUCAUCGAACCCCUUGGAUGCCGCAUUCAGGGCUCACCCACCUCCGGCUCUCCCUGGCACUGUCCUUGAUCAAGAUGCCAAGACAUUGGCUCUUGCGGACCCGAGAACCCCCACCACCACAACUGUCAAAGAGGCACAUGAAUAUCUCAUAUCCGCCGCCCUCUCUGCUCUACUGUCAGCAUUUUGUGCUAAGCUAGGGGCUACUCCGUUGAACGCGCGCACCAUCCUUCUCCCGCAACAAAUACAGGGCCAAAACGGCCUUCCCAUACCCAUCUUGGCUUCGUUACGAGUAUAUUUAACAACCACCGGUGCCCUUGUCUCACUUCUGAGUCUAACCCCAGUCGAAGGCCUCAUCUCGCUGUCCGACAGUCCCUUACCACCCUUGCUAGGCAUCACUGUAUUGGCAGCUCCUUUGGGCAUGUUUGCAACAUGUCAGGCUAUCACUGAGAACGAACAGUCUUCAAGCCACAGUGUGCUGGCACAAUCACCCGACACCCAGGUGUCGCGUGUACGCCCGGAGAAGGAGAAUGGACAUUGGCGGGCCAUCUGUACAAAGCUGCUAAGGGCUAAAAAUCUGCCAUACCCCAUCAGUGGCACUCAGAAGUGGCUCAGUCUACAGCGUGUGAGAAGGAAACCCGUUGAGCAUGGCUAUGAUGGAAAAAGAACUCCCAUGGUCAACAAUCUGUCACCUAGCAUGUCGUGGCCCUCGAGUCUUUGCUUUUGCAAGUCGUUCUCGAAGUUGACCGUCAAUAAUGGCCAUGUUGAACCAUCUGCGCACACCCCAAAUGCCUCUUUUGACCCACUCAUAAACGCCAAAUCAUGGUUCCUCGGCCUAGGCGAACGCGAAGAGGCCUUGGCCAAGAAGAAGCAGGAAAGAGAAGCUGCCGUUGCUGCCGCCGCCGCCGCCGCUCGGCAGCUAGGCCCAAACGCGCAGCCACAGCCAAAUAGCGCCUUGUCCCCCAUAGCAUUACACAGACCCAGCAACGCCGGUCUACCUGCGGGGGCUAUGUAUCCUACACCACCCGACGGCGUGCAGACCAUGGUUGGUUUUACGCCUUCAAUGGAUGGGGGGCCCAUGUCUAGCCCCGGCCACCAUAUCGGCACAACCGCCGUGGCUGAUGCUGACACCAACAUAACUGCGGCGGGAGAAGCAUUUCAAGAUGGCUGGGAGAAUACGGAGGUCAAAAGAGAGCGUGGCAACAGCUCGUUCGAGUCUGAAAAUCUGUUCGGAGACCUUGGACCAGACAUGUUCGGCGAUAAUGACAUCACCGAUGCUGAUUUCAGUUUCUUUGACGAGCAACCGGGUGGCAUGGACCUAACACUUGACGUUAUGGAUAUGACCAAUACCAAUAGUCUUCUUGACAUGGCUCAAAAUUUCCACAAUGCGACGGUACCCGUAGCCAAAACCGAACCGAUUGAGCCACCACCGCCUUCAUCAGCACCUCCAGCACCAGUGUUUGCCAAGCCGGAGUUGAAGGAUGCGAGAAGCUCUUUGAACGAGCAGCCUAGACGGUAUACAGAACCUCAGGUCGAUCGGCAAAGCUCCAUACCGACGAAGCGACAAGCUAGCCCCUUUACCCCGGACACUGUUUUUAAACGCAUUAGAGCCUCGAUCGACAGCCAUAACACAGCACAUCAGAAGCAGAGUUCCAAAUCAUCGCAGCCAGGAAGCAUAUUCGACAAAGUCAACUUCGGCCCUAGCCUUUCCGUGGUCAAUCGCAAAUACCAAGGCACCGGUCGCUUCAGUUUCUCCCUUGGCCGAGACGAAGAAUCAAAGCCUUUUAGUUUUAAUGCACCACCAACAACAGAUUAUCUGCAGCGUCACGGGAAAGGACGAAGAUUUCCGAAAGACCCUCCGGCAAAUGUCGGCGAGCUAUUUGCCCGGGUGACCAACCGCCAGGGCUCAGCCUCACAACACCCAAGCCCCACGAGAUUCGACGAUCCAGCGUCAGAUGCCGAUGAAGUCAGUCUUAUGUCUGACCAAGAUGACUCAAGUUAUGAAAGUGAUGAGCCCUCAUCACCUUUCAAGACGGGGAGUUUGAGGCGAAGACGAGUGGAUGAUGACGAGCAGUCGCUAGCUACCUCGCUUAGAGAACUAGAGUAUCUAGAUGCUACAUCUCCCAACUUGUCGGUGGAUCUGCCUAGAUUCUCCAAAUCGGAUGUCGACCUACCACUGACGAGGUAUUUUGCCGACGCUGAACCCAUGACUGCACCGAUAUCCCUUUCUGAUCAUGACUUUAUUAUUGCCGCACAAGUUUUGACAGAGCAAGCUUGCGUAAGCACCCUGGGUUUCAACGCUGAAUCCACAAUAUCUCUUCAAUCAAAAUCAGAUCAGCGACGUGAGCUGUUGUCCAUCACAAAUCUUGCGAUGGAAGAGCUCCGAUCUGUUCUGCCUAAUUGGUUCGGGGAUUGCAAUGAACUCUCCUUUAGGCCCUUCCUCGAGAUUCCAGAUGUACCUUUGCUGGGCCAGCCAACUCGAAUGCAGCCUCGACCUCCGGGCGCUGAGCAACUGAAACCAAGUAAUCUGUUUCAAGUUCCUUCGCCUCGCUUCGAAAUGCGACGGUAUGAUUCUAAACUAUCAGUUUUGCCAUCAGCGGUGACAUUUUGGGAGAGUUUGGGGCUGGGCCCAUCGAAUGGCGCGAAAGACAUCAACGCAGUCUGCAUAUACCCUCACAAUGAGGGACUGUCCGAUGAUUCGAGUUCUUUCUUGGAAAAAAUGCAAGGUGCUUACGAGUCGUUAAGAUUAGGCUCUUUCGACCGAAUGUCUGCAUCACCAGACGUCCCCGGUGGGCUGCUUUCAUAUGAGGUGGAGAAGUCUGGCCAGGACCUUUUUUCUUCUUCAAUUCUGGGAACCUCGCUUCUGAGCGGUUUGACAAAACUCAGUGAUGUGUUGUCACAUCUCACAGUCAAGGAGACGAAUUUUGUGAUAUUUUUUGUCUACUCCAACAAGGUAUCAGGAUCAGCUGUGGAAUCAUGUUAUGCGUUCCACCAACUCUUUGACAGGUACAAGAAGCUGCUUUUUAGCAGCAGAAAAAAGGUUGAAAACGAAAUAGUGUUACAGCUAAUCCCCAUGGACUUCGUUGCCUCGACAGACUCUCUGCCCACUCCGACGCCUGUUGACUACGCUAAAUUGGCAGUUGAGACUUACGAUCGCUGCACUCUCUUCGGCGGUCCGAUGCCUGCUCCUGCGAUUGUCCUUGAACAAACAAUACCGCGCAUGAUAGAUUUUAAGUUAUCAACAGCGCCUUCUGCUUCACUUCUUCACGAAAACACAUGUCUACAUAUAGCAUACGCGCAAAGUGUGGACGAUCGAUGGAUCACUGCCGCUUGGACCGACAACCGUGGUAGUCAGCAGAUCACAGCGUCAUAUUGCCUAGGCCGAAAAGGCAAAGCUAUCUGCACUCCAUUCAGCGAUGUGGCCCAGGAGAUAUGGGCAACAACGCUUGAGAUGAUCAAUACAUGGAAGGUACACUGGAGGGUCAUUAUAACCAAAUGCGGUAUCAUGGAACCAGUAGAGGUCGAGUUAUGGUCCAGCUUAGCACAAGCCGAGUCAAAAGCCAAUAUCACCUUAACAUUGAUGACAGUCGACACGGAUCCGUCUUUGCAGCUUCUACCACCUGAAAUCAAAAUAUCCAGCAAUGCGCCCGCCAUCUUUUACACUACACCAGUCUCGACUCCACAAGCAUCUAUGGUCUCGCCGGAACAGUCAGGCAACCCACCGACACCUUCUUUACGUGAUGCAACAAGUGCGCCAACGCCAGGUGGACCUGGGGAUACCGCUCCAGAAUCAGACGCAGAAGCGACCCUGACUGAUAUCACGGAUCAAACCUGGGGCGCCAUUCAAGCGCAUCGUUUGAAUAACUCUAGCUCGCUCCUGGAUCUCAAUCCAGCCAUUGUAAGCGGGUACCUAGUGAAGAAAGGCGGUGCUAAGAUCGAUGAUCCACCAGCCGUCAUGGAAGUCAACGUCGUCCACAAUGAGGGCAACCCCAGGGCAUAUGAGACGCUACUGCGGGAGAUGCUCGCCUACUUCCGCGGGUUGGGCACACUAGCGCGUGCUCGAGGUAUUACUGAUAAAGAGACAGAUGUUCGACCUUGGCAUAUCGCUGCGGCGGAGAAUGGUGCCAGAGCUUUAUACAUGCUCAUGUGA